Messenger RNA from Prorocentrum cordatum, 357 nucleotides. NCBI's taxonomy places the organism in Eukaryota, Dinophyceae, Prorocentrales, Prorocentraceae. The record is from the annotation of a GenBank genome assembly.
GUGGCGGAGCUCGCCCAAUACUUCGACGACCUCACGACGCAGCACGAGAGGUCGCAGGUGCCUGCGCCUCGCCAGGGGGCGGAUCAUGACUUCCCGCCCGUCGGCCAGAAGCCCGAGGACGAGAUGGAGGUGGCAGAGGCUGUGGCGCCCAGCGGCGCUGCGCCGCCAGCACCGCCUACUGCCGCGCAAGUGCCGUGCCCCACCGAUGAGGAGCUCGACGGUGCGACCCCGAUGGACCAGACGCAGUCCUUGGCCGUCGCCAACGGCAUGGCCGAGAUCCAGGGCGCGCAGGGCCCCGAGGCCAAGAAGGCGCGGGCUGCGGCGAUGGCCGCGGAGGCCGCCGCUGGAGCCACGGGG